This is a messenger RNA of Aspergillus bombycis, 918 nucleotides long. Its product is annotated as BAR domain-containing protein. Gene Ontology annotation, cellular component: cytoplasm. Gene Ontology annotation, molecular function: protein binding. The transcript has 5 exons. Bases 1 to 918 code for a protein of 305 amino acids. The record is from RefSeq and is a predicted model, not a curated record. NCBI's taxonomy places the organism in Eukaryota, Fungi, Ascomycota, Eurotiomycetes, Eurotiales, Aspergillaceae.
AUGGACAAAGUGCAGGCGUUUGGAAAGAACCUUAGUGCGAGCUUUUCGCCUUUCGCUGCGCGCACGCAGCAGAUGAUCAAAGAGCAGUUGGGUCAAGCCGAAGAUAAGACUCAACUUCCCGAUGAAUACCUUGAGCUUGAGAAGCGCGUGGACGCUCUUAAGUUGGUCCACCAGAAGCUCCUUCAGGUGACCUCGCAGUACUCUAACGAGGCCUACGACUACCCACCCAACAUUCGCGAGUCAUUCAACGACCUAGGCCGGACCAUCGGUGAAAAGGUUCAGCUUCUCUCUCAAGCUUCUUCCCCUGCAGAGGCCCAGGCUGCCCUGACUGCCCCUCCUUCGGCCAAGCCUCAGCCUAAGACCUUCAACCAUGCCAUUGCCCGUGCCUCUCUGUCCGGAUCUCAGACUCUGGCGCAGAGCUCCACCGGCGAGGAUCCUCUGGCCACUGCCCUGGAGAAGUAUGCGCUAGCCUCGGAGAAAGUAGGUGAGGCCCGUCUGUCGCAGGAUGGACAGAUCCAGUCGCGCUUCCUCGCUGGGUGGAACACGACCCUCAAUACCAACCUGCUGUUUGCGGCCAAGGCGCGCAGAAAUGUCGAGAAUGCCCGUCUUAUGCUGGACUCGGUCAAGGCUAGCAAGAAGGCGGCCGCUAGGGGUGAUCUGGACAACCUGAGCGAGGAGGCCCGUCAGGAGAUCGAACAGGCCGAAGAUGAGUUCGUCAGCCAGACCGAGGAGGCUGUGAGCGUCAUGAAGAAUGUUCUGGACACCCCUGAGCCUUUGAGAAACCUGGCGGACUUGAUCGCCGCCCAGCUUGAGUUCCACAAGCGGGCUUAUGAAAUCCUCAGCGAGCUGGCUCCUGUGGUUGAUGGUUUGCAAGUUGAACAAGAGGCUAGCUACCGCAAGAGCCGUGAGGGAGCUUAA